Molecule: messenger RNA, 1191 nt
Organism: Penaeus vannamei (Pacific white shrimp)
Lineage: Eukaryota; Metazoa; Arthropoda; Malacostraca; Decapoda; Penaeidae
Source: RefSeq, a predicted model, not a curated record
AUGUGUACGGGGAAUUGCAUGACCUAUGUCUUCAAGGGGCUGUUCACGUCCUGGUUUAGGGUUCCACUGCCCUUCCACGUGACAUUUAACGUUGAGGAGGCACCAGAGAACCGGAGAACUACACUAAAUGAAUUGAAGGUGAAGAUACUUUCUGCCGUCCCUUCUCCGCUCUACCAAAAGGCCCGCUCGGACUUCCCUUCCACAGAGGCGGAGGGCGGCCCGGAUGCGGCCUGCCUGACGGGCGUCGCAGAUCGCCUCGAGCCGGAGACGGGGGCGAAGGGCCCUCCCCCCCGGCCCCUCCUCGUCCUCGCCCUCAGCUCGAUGGCCCGGAGUGGCUCGACCCUCAUGUCGCAGUUCCUGGCGACUCUGCAGGACGCCGUCUUGUUCUUCGAGCCCAUGUGGAUCAAGGAGCACACGGCGUGCGCCGAGGACGCGACUUGCGUGGAGCAGUACGUGCGCAGCAUUUUCACCUGCACGUUUUCCGAGGACUUCGAAGAGUGGUUCCGCGGGAAGAUGCUUUUCUUCAACCGGUUCCACCAGGCCGUGCGAGGCUGCGCCCGGCCAGGGAACAGGACCAAGAGGGCGUGCAAGGACGCGCUCGACUUCCGCGGGAUGUGCGAGCGCGCGCCCGUGCGAGCCAUGAAGAUCAUCCGCACCAGACUGGCCUUCCUGGAGCCGAUGAUGCAGGACCCGGAGAUCAACUUCAAGGUCAUCUACCUGACCCGAGACCCGCGCGGGUCCCUCAACAGCAUCCGCAAAUACGGCUGGAACAGAGACCCGCUGCUGCGCUGCGGCCACCUCGAGAAGGACCAGCUGGCCUCCGAGAAGCUCACCCAACUCUACCCCGACAGGGUGAUGCACCUGAAGCACGAAGAUUUCUGCCUCGACCCGAUGGGCAAGGCGGCCGCCAUCAUGUCCUUCCUGUUCGGCAACCCGACCCUCCCCGACGCCCUGAGGUCCUUCCUGGUGGACCACAUGGCCACCCGGUCGACGAAGGGCGGCAUGAGCACGAUCCACAACAGCUCGGAGGAAUUCGAGGCCUGGCGCCACGAGAUCCCUGAGACGCAGCUGCUGGAGGUCGAGGAGGAGCCGGCGUGCGUGCGCGCCAUUCGGAGGAUGGGCCACGUGGUCUUCGGCUCCGUCCGGAGGGCCAACGACUCGGCCAUCUCGCUCUUCGCGCCCAGGCACUGA